Molecule: messenger RNA, 803 nt
Organism: Lacerta agilis (Sand lizard)
Lineage: Eukaryota; Metazoa; Chordata; Lepidosauria; Squamata; Lacertidae
Product: serine protease 57-like
Exons: 5
Coding region: 1-768 (255 amino acids)
Biological process (GO): proteolysis
Molecular function (GO): serine-type endopeptidase activity
Source: RefSeq, a predicted model, not a curated record
AUGCCAAGGUUGCUCCUCGUCCUUCUCCAAGCAGGUCUCUGGUUCUUCGCCCCCAGCGCUUCAGGGAGCUGGGUUAUCGGGGGCAAGGAAGUUGUGCCUCAUUCCCGGCCCUUCAUGGCCUCCAUCCAGGUGAAUGGGGCACACGUCUGCGGUGGGUUCUUGGUGCGCCGAAAAUGGGUCAUGACGGCAGCUCACUGCCUGUUGCCCAGGCGGUCGCCGUCCGUCCGGAUCGUGCUUGGCACCCACUCCCUCGCGGCCCCCGAGGCCUCGCAGCAGAUCUUCGGGGUGCAGGAAUCCAUCGCUCACCCGCUUUACAACUCUGGGACGGUGAAGAACGACAUCCGUUUGCUAAAACUGAACGGCUCGGCCGUCUUCAACCAGGCCGUUCAACGUGUCGGGAUCCCACGAACCAACACCGACCUCCGCCCGGGAGUCAUGUGCCAUGUGGUGGGCUGGGGGGACACCUCCAAUUUUGGGACGAUCCCCAGCAUACUGAUGGAAGCCAACACAACCAUUGUCGACCGGAAAGCGUGCAACGUAUCGUGGGCUGGCCAGAUCCACCGCUGCAUGAUCUGCGCCGCCAACACUGACCCCACACUCCGCGGAUUCUGCUCGGGCGACUCAGGCGGACCCCUGCUUUGCGGUACCAGAGUUCAUGGCAUCGUCUCUUUCAACGGACGCCGCUGCGGGGACCGGCGGUUCCCAGAUGUCUAUACCCGCAUCUCCAAAUAUAUUGCCUGGAUCCGUUACGUGCUACAGACGUUUUGAAUAGGAGCAGGUUGUGUGUGUGUCUCUUUGGGGAA